AUGGCCAUUAAAAAAGGCAUCCGAGAGGACCCAGACAGACGUUCUGCGAAUCUGUGGCAGUACACGGCAAAGGGAAGUCAGAGCUGCUCCCCAGCAGAUGAGGAGCUUCUCCUGCAUUACAUCCUGACGAAGGACAUGACUGGAAAGGAAGACGUGUACCGGGGCCCAGCCAUCAGGGCGCUCUGCAGGAUCACAGACGGAACAAUGCUGCAGGCCAUCGAGAGGUACAUGAAACAGGCAAUUGUGGAUCGAGUCUCCAGUGUGUCCAGUUCCGCCCUGGUUUCGUCCCUGCACAUGAUGAAGAUCAGCUACGAUGUGGUAAAGCGCUGGAUCAAUGAAGCUCAGGAAGCGGCCUCAAGUGAUAACGUCAUGGUCCAGUACCACGCCCUGGGGGUCCUGUAUCACCUGAGAAGGAAUGACCGGCUCGCUGUCUCGAAGAUGCUCAAUAAGUUUACCAAAUCGGGACUCAAGUCACAGUUUGCUUACUGCAUGCUGAUCCGCAUCGCCAGUCGCUUACUGAGGGAAAGUGAGGAGGGCCACGAGAGUCCACUCUUCGAUUUCAUCGAAAGCUGCUUGAGGAACAAACACGAGAUGGUGAUCUAUGAAGCUGCCUCGGCCAUCAUCCAUCUCCCCAACUGUACUGCACGGGAACUGGCGCCUGCCGUUUCAGUUCUUCAACUUUUCUGCAGCUCUCCAAAGCCAGCCUUACGGUAUGCAGCUGUAAGGACCUUGAACAAGGUGGCCAUGAAACAUCCGUCUGCUGUGACUGCCUGCAACCUGGACCUGGAGAACUUGAUCACGGACUCAAACCGCAGCAUCGCCACCCUGGCCAUCACCACCCUCCUCAAGACAGGGAGUGAGAGCAGCGUGGACAGGCUCAUGAAACAGAUAUCUUCUUUCGUGUCUGAAAUUUCUGAUGAGUUCAAGGUGGUGGUUGUCCAGGCAAUCAGCGCGCUCUGCCAGAAGUACCCUCGCAAGCACGGUGUCAUGAUGACUUUCCUGUCCAACAUGCUCCGAGACGACGGGGGCUUUGAGUACAAGCGGGCCAUCGUGGACUGCAUCAUCAGCAUUGUGGAGGAGAACCCGGAGAGUAAAGAAUCGGGGCUAGCCCACCUGUGCGAGUUCAUUGAAGACUGUGAACACACCGUGCUGGCCACCAAGAUUCUCCACUUGUUGGGCAAAGAGGGGCCCAGGACGCCUGCCCCUUCCAAGUAUAUCCGCUUUAUUUUCAAUCGGGUGGUCCUGGAAAACGAGGCCGUCAGAGCUGCUGCUGUGAGUGCUCUGGCGAAAUUUGGGGCUCAGAAUGAGAGUCUUCUCCCAAGCAUCCUGGUGCUCUUACAAAGGUGUAUGAUGGAUACAGAUGAUGAGGUCCGGGACCGAGCAACCUUCUACCUGAAUGUGCUGCAGCAGAGGCAGAUGGCGUUGAAUGCCGCAUACAUCUUCAACGGUCUGACGGUCUCGGUACCAGGGAUGGAAAAAGCUUUGCACCAGUACACCCUGGAGCCUUCGGAAAAGCCCUUCGACAUGAAAUCCAUCCCUCUUGCUAUGGCUCCUGUCUUUGAACAGAAAGCAGAAAUCACACUUGUGACUAAUAAGCCAGAGAAGUUGGCUCCUUCCAGGCAAGACAUUUUCCAAGAGCAAUUGGCUGCCAUUCCUGAGUUUAUGAAUCUAGGACCCUUGUUCAAGUCUUCUGAGCCUGUUCAACUUACAGAAGCAGAGACUGAAUAUUUUGUUCGCUGUAUCAAGCAUGUGUUUACGAAUCACAUUGUGUUUCAGUUCGACUGCACCAACACUCUGAACGACCAGCUGCUGGAGAAAGUGACCGUGCGGAUGGAGCCCUCGGACGCCCACGAAGUGCUCUGCUGCAUCCCGGCCCCCAGCCUCGCUUACAACCAACCAGGAAUGUGUUACACUCUGGUCCGUUUGCCUGAUGAUGACCCCACAGCAGUCGCAUGCACCUUCAGCUGCACCAUGAAGUUCACAGUCCGGGACUGUGACCCCAGCACCGGCGUUCCAGAUGAGGAUGGCUAUGACGAUGAGUAUGUGCUGGAAGAUCUCGAAGUAACCAUGUCAGACCACAUCCAGAAGGUGCUGAAGCCCAACUUUGCUGCAGCCUGGGAGGAGGUGGGCGAUACCUUUGAGAAGGAGGAGACCUUUGCCCUCAGCUCUACCAAAACCCUAGAAGAAGCCGUCAGCAACAUCGUCACCUUCCUGGGCAUGCAGCCGUGUGAGAGGUCGGACAGAGUCCCUGAGAACAAGAACUCCCACGCUCUCUACCUGGCAGGUGUGUUCAGAGGUGGCUGUGACUUAUUGGUGAGGUCCAGGCUGGCCUUAGCGGAUGGAGUGACCAUGCAGGUGACCGUCAGAAGCACAGAGGAAACACCUGUAGAUGUUAUCUUAGCUUCUGUUGGCUAAGCUUUCAGCGGGCAGGAUGGUGUAGGUGUGCGUGCACUGUCAGUGGGCUUGAAGCUAGUGGCGCCAGGGCCCCAGACUCACCCUUGGAAAGAGUGAUGCACUGGGAGGAGCAAACUGAGCAUCAGGUCAAGCCAGCGUCUGUCUGUCCUCAUGCAUGGGUGUUUCUGUGGUCUCCUCCCUCCUCCUUUUCGCUAUACUUUGUCAGCUUUGGGUGGUCUCUGUUAUCCCAGCUGCUUAUUAACGUCAUUAGUCUUGCUUUAAUGUGCGUCUGAAAGUUCCUGGCAACGUCAGCAAAUUUUUAUCCCCAGGGGGGGCAGGGGGCGGGGAGCCAGAGUCCACUUUUGUCAAAAUUCAUUUUUAUUAUUAGAAAAUAAACACUUAUUCCACGUUCAUUGUUGUUCUACUUGAAGCUGCUAAUUAAAAAAAAAUUGAAAAAUCA
Messenger RNA from Echinops telfairi (small Madagascar hedgehog), 2854 nucleotides. RefSeq names its product COPI coat complex subunit gamma 2 (gene COPG2). Lineage: Eukaryota; Metazoa; Chordata; Mammalia; Afrosoricida; Tenrecidae. Bases 1 to 2415 code for a protein of 804 amino acids. The record is from RefSeq and is a predicted model, not a curated record. The transcript has 21 exons. Gene Ontology annotation, cellular component: endoplasmic reticulum; endoplasmic reticulum-Golgi intermediate compartment; Golgi membrane. Gene Ontology annotation, molecular function: structural molecule activity. Gene Ontology annotation, biological process: protein secretion; endoplasmic reticulum to Golgi vesicle-mediated transport; intra-Golgi vesicle-mediated transport.